This is a messenger RNA of Scheffersomyces coipomensis, 2625 nucleotides long. RefSeq names its product Rab GTPase-binding exocyst subunit (gene SEC15). The record is from RefSeq and is a predicted model, not a curated record. Gene Ontology annotation, cellular component: membrane; exocyst. Gene Ontology annotation, biological process: intracellular protein transport; exocytosis; Golgi to plasma membrane transport. The transcript has a single exon. NCBI's taxonomy places the organism in Eukaryota, Fungi, Ascomycota, Pichiomycetes, Serinales, Debaryomycetaceae. Bases 1 to 2625 code for a protein of 874 amino acids.
AUGGCACCAUCAGCAACCAAUGGAGCCAAUGGCCAUCAUGUAAAGAGCAGCAAUGGCAAAUCAACUAAUGGAUCCAGUUUGGUAGAUACCAUUCCAUUGGAGAAUCUACUUUUACGUGACGAUGAUAUUUUUGAGACGUCAUUACAUUCCGAAGAUUAUCUUGAUAGUUUGGCACCGAUACUAAAGGAUUCCAUCAAAGCUAAUGGGUUGGGUGAAUUGAUAUCGAGAUUGAAUGGGAUUGUGGAUAAGAAAGAUGACGAAUUGAAUAAACUUUCAUUGGAUUCAACUGAUGAGAUUAAUGCUUGUAUUGAUUCAAUUGAUAAUAUUAAUGAAAUAUCAUAUGGCUUAAAUGCUAAUCUUAAUGAUAUCAGUAAACAAUUACAUAAAUCAGCUUAUGAUUUGAUGUCAAGAAAGAAACAUUUGAUUAAAAGUAAAGAAGUUUCCACUCAUAUUAAUGAAACUAUGAUAGUAUUGAAUGAAUGUAUUCAAGUAUUGGAAAUCACUAAUAAGAUUCAUGAUUUAAUCAAAGCAAAGAAAUAUUUUAAUGCUUUGAAAUUACUUGAUGAAUUAACCAAUAUCCAUUUAAGUAAAGUUGAGAAUUUCAACUUUGGGGUCAAAAUUUAUGAAUCAGUACCACUUUUAACAAAAAUGAUUAAAGAUGAAUCAUUUGAUAAUCUUUGUAAAUGGCUUUCUAUCAAUUCAGAGAGGAGAUUAUCAACUAUCAGUGAUGGAAUAUAUGAUAACUUGUAUAAUUUACAACGAAAUUGGUAUAAUUUAAAGAAAAACAAACCAACUUUCAAGCCCUACAAAUUGAAUUCUCCAGUGGAAAUCUCCUUACGUGAUCCAACGUUAAAUUAUAAUAUCUUUGAAGAUGAAACUUUACAAAUCACAUUGGAUCCAUUAUUUGAUGUCAUACUCGUAUAUCAAACUUUACAUGAAUCAAGUAAUUUGAAUAAUUUAUAUCAUAAAGAAUGGAUCAAGAAAUAUAAUAGAGUCAUUUAUCCAAUAACCCUGGCUGCUAGUGCCAAUACAUCCAAUAUAGUUAAAUUCAAUGAUACAAAUGCUCUUGGAGAAUAUUUACGGAAAAUAGCGGCAUUCUUCGUCAUGGAUAAACAAAUCAAUUUAACUACCAAAUAUCAAUUAAGAUAUAAUUUAAAUGCUGAUGAUUUAUGGAAUUCAUAUGUAUCUAAAUUAAAACCGGUAUUGCUUAAUUAUUUAAAGACCACAAAAUUCAAAUCGAUAUCAGAUUUAUCUGACUUUAAAGAUUUAAUUGGGAAUUUCUUACAAAUCUUGGAAAAUUAUAAUUAUAGAAUCACAGACUUAUACGAAGUUUUAGUAAUAACAUUCAGAGAUUAUUUCGCUCCAUUUAAGAUCCAAGAAUUCACUUCCGAAUUCAUCAAAUCCAUCCAAUCAGAUCAUUACAUGCCAUUAACCAUCGACGAUAAAGCAGAUUAUGAAGGAAUUAUGGAAGUCAUAUGGUAUAAAAAUGAUGAAUUAUUUGCUCCUGCUCAUGUUAAAAGGAUGCCGAUUACAUUCCCAUUCAGUGAAGAUUAUGUUCAUUUCUGUUUAGGUAUUCAUUCAUUAUUGAAUGAUAUCUUAUCCUUCAUUGAUCAACAUUAUGGGUAUGAAUUAAAUGAUAUAAAUAAUAUCAUUGUUAAUGAAAUAUUCGAAAGAGUAUUAGGUAAUGAAAAAGGAUAUGGUAUUGUUAGUUUUAUUCAUGAUUUUAUUGUUAAAAAUGAUACUAAUAAAGAAAUCACUUCUCAAAGUUAUACAAAUUUGGAAUAUUAUUUAUAUAGUACUUAUCAAAUUGGGAAAUUGAUUAAUAGGAGAUUAAGAAUUCAUACUGGGUUAGGUAUUCAUAAUAUUGAUGCUAAUGAUACAUUCACAUUAACUGCAGUUGAACAUUUCAAUAAAUUAAGGAAAUUCAGUGAAAAUACUAUCUUUGAAAUGGUUGAUAGUAAGAUUAAAGAAUUAUUAGAUUUAGUGGAAUAUGAUGAUUGGUUACCAACUAUAAGAAGAUCCGAAGUCAAUUAUUCUGUUAAGGAUUUUGCUGGAUUUUUGGAAAAUUUAUUCACUUCAAUAUUUACAAAUUUACCUCAUACUCUUCGAACAUUAGGGUUAUUCAGAACUUAUGAUUUCGUAGCCCAACGAUUCCUUGAGAUUUUGAAAGAUGCUCCGAUAUACAAUCGAAUUGCAAUUGAAAAUUUCGAUUUAGAUAUCACUUAUGUGGAAAAUUCGAUGAUGAAAUUACGUACUAAGAAGAGUAGUAAUAAUGAUACUGGAGAUGAAAAUGAAACUGAAGGUAAUGUAAGUUUAGAAUCUACAUUCAGAGAUUUAAGACAAUGUGUUGAAUUAUUAAAAUUAGAUAAUUAUGAAGAUUUUGUAAGAAAUCCUGGAUUUAGAAUGAGAAAUUAUGAUAGAGUUAAAUUUGAAGAUGGUAUGAGAUUAAUUCAAAAAAUGCAAGGUUACGACAAUGGAAUUGGAUCAAGAGUCAAUACCCCAUUAGAUGAUGCUGGACCUAACGCUUCUAAUACUAGUGUAGAUCAACAAUCGAUCUUAUCUAGUGCUACAACUUCGAAAUUUGCGCUGCUUAAAAACUUUAUGAAGAAGAACGAAGAUCUCUAA